Molecule: messenger RNA, 2122 nt
Organism: Sebastes umbrosus (honeycomb rockfish)
Lineage: Eukaryota; Metazoa; Chordata; Actinopteri; Perciformes; Sebastidae
Gene: gbx1
Product: gastrulation brain homeobox 1
Exons: 2
Coding region: 635-1609 (324 amino acids)
Biological process (GO): regulation of nervous system development; regulation of transcription by RNA polymerase II
Cellular component (GO): nucleus
Molecular function (GO): RNA polymerase II transcription regulatory region sequence-specific DNA binding; DNA-binding transcription factor activity, RNA polymerase II-specific
Source: RefSeq, a predicted model, not a curated record
GGGGAAGGGCUGGAGCACAGUCUCUCACACUCACACCGUUUUAGCAGUCAAUGGUGAACCUGGCAAAAGGAGGAGGAGGAGGACUUGGAUGAAGGGGGGUCUAUUUGGUCUCCACUGGGAAACUACCGCCUCUCUAGACGGCCAAAAAGUCAGAGGCUGAAUAAGGAAAUGAAGCGUAAUUUGAGGAAGAUGGAUGAGCCCCCAGGGAAACACCCCCUUUCAUUCCUCUCUUGUAUUGCAGAUGAUAACCAAUGCUCUCUCUUUCUUUCUCUCUCUCUCUCUCUCUCUCUCUCACACACACACACACAUCCAACCACACACACACAGAGGGAGGAGUUGCAGAGUGAGAGAGGAGAGGUAGAUAGAUAGAGAGAGCGUGUGUUUAUGUCUCAGUGUGGUGACAAAUAAGAGGAAAAAAAGGUACUGGUGUGGCACACAACAAAGCUCCCAGACAGACUAAACCAUAUAGAGGCGCAGAGAUCCGGACAAGAAGAAGAAGUAGUCCACUACCAGGGAUGACAACACGGAUCUACUUUCAAUCCGCUCUGAAACUGAACCACUGAAAAGUUUUACGCGCAGCCGAGGAGAGAGGAGAGGACACCUUUUCCAAGUUUCCACCAAAUAAAAAACAACCAUGCAGAGACCAGGCGUCCAAGGGACUGCGUUUUCUAUCGAAUCCCUUAUCGGGACUCCUCAGCCCAGACCGGGACACCUGCUCUACACGGGUUAUCCCAUGUUCAUGCCGUACAGACCGCUGGUUAUCCCGCAGGCUUUAUCACACUCGCCUCUAUCGUCCGGUAUACCUCCACUGGCGCCUCUGGCUUCUUUCGCCGGGCGGCUCACCAACACCUUCUGCGCCAGUCUGGGUCAGGGGGUUCCGUCCAUGGUGGCUCUCACCACGUCCAUGCCCAGUUUCUCGGAUCCUCCGGACAGUUUCUACCCGCCACAAGAACUCCCAGGUCCGCGUUUGAGCGCCGCAAUAGAGAGCGUAGCGAGGAGGCAGCAGCAGGAGAGUCCGCACUCCGACGAGCUGCACAGCCGAGAGAAGAGCUCCGAUCUGCUCAACUUCUCGGAAACUUUUCAAACAAUAUCAGGUGAGACCAAACUGUACAGCUCAGACGACGAGAAGCUGGACCUGAAGUCAGCAGACACGGUGUGCAGCGACCGAGAGGACAGCUCGGCAGACAGCGAGAACGAGAGUUUCUCUGACGGGAACAACUGUGGCUCUCUGUCCCAGAAGAGCAAGCUAAAGACGGGCUCUCAGGAGGCGCUGCCGACCGGUGGCUCGGCUGGGAAGAGCCGGAGGAGACGGACAGCUUUCACCAGCGAGCAGCUGCUGGAACUGGAAAAGGAGUUUCACUGUAAAAAGUACCUCUCUCUGACUGAGCGCUCGCAGAUCGCACACGCACUGAAACUGAGCGAGGUGCAGGUGAAGAUCUGGUUUCAGAACCGCAGGGCCAAGUGGAAACGGAUCAAAGCCGGAAACGUGAACAACCGGUCAGGAGAACCGGUGAGAAACCCCAAAAUAGUGGUCCCCAUUCCGGUGCACGUCAACAGGUUCGCUGUGAGGAGUCAGCACCAACAAAUAGAACAAGGGACCAGGCCAUGAACUCUCAUAUGAAUAAUAAUAAUAAUAAAAAAAAAAACACUUAAACUGACUUUUAUCUUCCUGAUACUGAUUCGUUGAACGCAUGAAGCACAAAAAAGGAGGAUUCAUUAUUUUGUCAGACCGAGCAGAAGGAGACAGAUCAAUUAUUCCGCAAUAUGCUGUCAUUUUUAUUUAUUGCUCUGUGAAUAUGUAAAUAUAAAUGGGUAACAAAUGGGCACUAUGAAGAUGAGACUGUAAAGAUUUUUCUAAGUAUUUAUAUGUAGGGGCCAAAAUGUUCUGUUCAUGUGCAUGUUCCUCAUUUUGGUGAUUUUUUUUUUUUUUUGGUUUUGUGUUUUCGUACAAUUUGUUGACCACAUUUUGCAUGUAAGAUGUUUUACAUUUUGUUUUUGGAAACCACCUUUUGACAGCUAUUUGUGGAGAAGAAAAAAAAAAGAAAAGAUGUGAAGGAAAUAAUGACCAAACAAGGGACAAACUGUAAAGUAUAUUGACCUAAUAAAUCGCUUUAUACGAAAA